CCCAAAAAAUCAUAUCGAUGCCGAUAUAUACAUAUUUAUAUAAUUCAUAUAUAUAACACUUGCGCUCUUCUGCUGAUUUGUUCAUCAUUAGACAUGGCCUCCUUUUGGUUCCUCUUACUUCUCAUCAUUAUUAUGUUCAUGCCCUCAUCUCCUUCACCAUCUUUACCUUCUUCUUCCGAGCUGAUCAGUUCCUCGUCAUCAAAAACUGCCACUAAUGUCCUUUCUGAAUUCUCAACAGACUUUCCUCCAUACCAAGUACUCUCACCGGACAUUGCUCCACUCCUGCCGUCUCCCGGCGGAAUAGUGCCGACGACAGGCUCCACCAUCCCCACCAUUCCAUCCAGUCCCAGCCCGCCUAAUCCUGACGCCUUCGACAGUUCGCUUGUUCCUGAUUCUGCACCUUCGCCAUUUUCGUUGCCAGAUUCUCUUGCCGUGAAAGUAAACCCAGCUGGGUUCUUAAACUUAGCGGUUUUUGCAGGGUGGGUAAUGCUGCUUAGAAAUGCACAGUACUAUAGCCGGUAGAAACUGAGACCAGAUUGAUAUUUUUCCAUCUUUGUUCAGUUGAAUCUUCUAUUCUUUUUAUGUUAUAUGAUAUGAUUAUUGUAUAUGUAUUAGUAUAUUAGUACUUUACUAUACACUUUAUGGUUUGGUGAGGAUUGUUGUAAUUAUCAGUAGAGAUCGGAUCAUCAUAAUUAUUUAUGAUCUUCAGUUCA
Carica papaya (papaya) is the source of this 713-nucleotide messenger RNA. NCBI's taxonomy places the organism in Eukaryota, Viridiplantae, Streptophyta, Magnoliopsida, Brassicales, Caricaceae. The record is from RefSeq and is a predicted model, not a curated record.